AUGGCCCUGGGCCAGGGCAUGGGGCCCAAGGCAGUGGAGCUCGUGGAGACAGGGGCACAGAGGGGCCUCUGGAACUGCCACCUGCUGCCCAAGUGGCUGAAGACCCUUGAGAAGCUGCUGGAGCGGCUGGCGCGCCCCCACAAGGACUUCAGGCUGUGGCUCACCACGGAGCCCUGCGAGGCCUUCCCCCUGGGAGUGCUACAGCGGUCGCUCAAGGUGGUGACCGAGCCGCCCAAUGGUCUGAAGCUCAACCUGCGCCAGUCCUACGGCAAGAUCUCGGACGAGCUGCUUGACGACUGCCCCCACCCCGCGUUCAGGAGCCUCGUGUAUGUGCUGGGCUUCUUCCACGCCGUGGUGCAGGAGCGGCGCAAGUACGGCAAGCUGGGCUGGAACGUGCCCUACGAUUUCAGCGAGACAGACUUCCGCAUCAGCAUGGCCCUCAUCAGCACCUACCUCACUAAGGCCGCGCUGGCGCAGGAGCAGCAGCAGCAGCAGCAGCAGGCGCUGCUCCGGCAGCAGGAGGCGGCGGCGGUGCCCUGGGGCACGCUGCGCUACCUCAUAGGGGAGGCGAUGUACGGCGGCCGCGUGUCGGACAGCUUUGACCGGCGCGUGCUGACCACAUACCUGGAGGAGUACAUGGGCGACUUCCUGUUCGACGCCUGCCAGCCCUUCCACUUCUACGCGCCCAGGGACGGCGCCCCAGGCGGCGCCAUCGACGUGCCCCAGCCGGGGCCGCGCGACGCGUACCUGCGGGCGAUAGAGGCGCUGCCGCUGGUGCAGAGCCCGGAGGUCUUCGGCCUGCACGCCAAUGCCGACAUCUCCUACUACACCGCCGCGGCCAAGGCGCUCUGGGCGGGCCUCGUCGACCUGCAGCCCCGCGCGGGCGGCGGCGCCGGCGGGGGCGGGGGCGGCGGUGGGGCUGGCGGCGCGCGCAGCCGCGAGGAGCUGGUGGCGGGCGUGGCGCGCGACAUCCACGGGCGGCUGCCGGCGCCGUUUGACGUGCCGCUCAUCCGCAAGGCCAUCGGCGUGCCGUCCCCGACACAGGUCGUGCUGCUGCAGGAGCUGGAGCGGUGGAACGCGCUGUCGGCGGCCAUGGCCUCCAGCCUUCACGACCUGCAGCGCGCCCUGUCAGGAGAGGUCGGCUUCAGCGGCCCCCUGGAGGAGCUCUCCGCCGCGCUCGCCAACGGCAAGCUGCCGCCCGCCUGGGGGCGCCUCGCGCCGCCGACGCAGAAGCCGCUGGGGCCGUGGAUGGCGUGGUUUGCGCGGCGGCACGAGCAGUACGCGGCGUGGGUGGAGGGCGGCGAGCCCAAAGUCAUGUGGCUGGCGGGGCUGCACGCGCCGGAGACGUACCUGGCUGCGCUGGUGCAGGCGGCGUGCCGCGACAAGGGCUGGCCGCUGGAUCGCAGCCGGCUGUACACGCAGGUCACGCGGCUCACGGACGCGGGGCAGGUCGAGGAGCGGCCCAGGCACGGGUGCUACGUGAGCGGGCUGUACCUGGAGGGCGCUGCCUGGGACCACGACGCCGGCCAGCUGACGCGGCAGGCCCCCAAGCAGCUCGUGCAGGAGCUGCCGCUGCUGCAGAUCAUCCCCGCAGAGGCGGCGCGGCUCCGGCUGGCCAACACGUUCAGGGCGCCCGUGUACGUCACCCAGUCGCGGCGCAACGCCAUGGGCGGGGGCCUGGUGUUCGAGGCUGACCUGGCGACGGGGGAGCACCCCAGCCACUGGGUGCUGCAGGGGGUGGCGCUGGUGCUCAACAUAGACCGGUAG
Molecule: messenger RNA, 1767 nt
Organism: Monoraphidium neglectum
Lineage: Eukaryota; Viridiplantae; Chlorophyta; Chlorophyceae; Sphaeropleales; Selenastraceae
Product: Dynein-1-alpha heavy chain, flagellar inner arm I1 complex
Exons: 9
Coding region: 1-1767 (588 amino acids)
Biological process (GO): microtubule-based movement
Cellular component (GO): dynein complex
Molecular function (GO): dynein light intermediate chain binding; minus-end-directed microtubule motor activity; dynein intermediate chain binding
Source: RefSeq, a predicted model, not a curated record